CAGUUUACCGUUUGAGAAAUAAAAACUCGCACUGCAAUUCGUUGCUCCGCAUUAAAACUGUGAAAAUAUAAUAAUUUGUGUAUUUUUAUUGAUUUUAUUGCGUAGAAAGUGCUUGGCGAAUAUCAAAAAUUCUAUUUUUGUGAAGAUAACUGCUUAGUUGCUGCAUUGAAGUACUGCAUAGUUUUUUUAUACAUGAAUUCGUACAUAUGCACUAUUCAGUUGUCUCAUAUGUAAGCCCUCCUCCAAGCUUGCAAAAUAUUUUAGUAAAGACAGGAUGGAAAUGUAAUAUUAAUUAUAAUAAAAAAUUAAAUAAAUAGCUGAUAUUAAAUAUAAAUAUGUGUUUACGGUAAAAAAUCUAUAAUAGUGCCAAAUAAAUGUGGAUCAAUAUUAAAAAAAAGUAUAACCAAAAAGUGAUAUGUUAAUAAAAAUACCAAAAAUAUAGAUUUUUUAUUUGCCUAAUAUUAAUAUAAUAUAAUGAAAAUAUUUAUUCACAAAAAAAAAAAUUAUUGAAUAUUAAAAAAAAAAUUAAAAAAAAAGUGAUAUGUUACUAAAAAUAGCGGUAAUAUAGCUUUUUUGUAAUGUAAUGAAAACUAUGAAUUCACAUCAAUUUGUGCCUUAAUAGUUUGAUUUCGCAUCUAGCUAUACAGAGGAUAAUAAUUUCGCGAUUUUACAGACGUGGCAAACUUAAUAUAUAUUAAACAAAUAUGUUUUAAAUACUCGCGUAUUGUUACAACAUUAUAAAUAUUAGUUAUAAAAUUAACAAAACAAAAAAAUGUGAACGUACAUCUUAGAUUCUAAUGUCAACAAAAAACUUAUAUUGUUUUGAAAUUUUGAAAAUGCACACAUCUAAAAUUCUUUGUUGAUCACAAAAAAAAACCAAAAAAAAAAAAAUUUGCAAUGACUUGCACAGAAAUUAUACGUAAACUUAAGUGUAAAACUCCGCCUUGCCCCUGCCAGAAAUGCGCCAAGCUACGUAGUGAGAACGGAAAUGGAAACGUCAAUGCUGAAAAUAAUCUGCGAGAUACGCCGCCAGAGCGGCCAAUACCAAAAUAUCAGUUUCAAUGUAAAUGCCUUUGUGAUACGGAAGUGCCCUAUAAACGCAAAUGUCCACCGUCUCCGCCGCAGCGUAAGCAAACGGUUAAAUCCAAUGAAAAGUGUGUAGAAGAUGAUUGUAAUACAGGGAAAGGUUGUUGUAAUACGGGACGCAACUUUUUGUCCUUUAUGAUAAGCAUAAUUGGCUUUAUAGCGUUUUUAAUAAUAGCCGCCGUCGUGUUUUGGCUUUUGGUAUUGAAAUGUGCAAUUAUCUUGUCCAUCAAAGUAUAUAAAUCGAAUAGAACUACGCAAGUCACAGUUGUGAGCAUAAUUGGUGUAUUGUUUCUGCUAAUACUUUGUACGGCUGCGAUGACAUGUUUUCAAAGAUAUUCGGCUAGAUGUUCGACCAGCAAACUCGCAGCGCAACCUGUCACUAAAAUAAAGUCGGAAACCACUGGCAGUUGGUAUACAUUUAAAAAGAGUCAACGGAAAGAAAUUGCGCCGCCACCCAAAGUGACUAAGACCCGUUACUCUUGGACGCUUCGUUCCGCUACGCCGAGCACAGCGAAAGAAGUAACUUCCACAGUGAGCAAAGUUGAAACACGUUCUUCGUGGUUACCUUUUGGUAGAGGACGUCAGCUAACAAUGAAGGAAAUCAAAACAGAGUCUAAUGAACCACGUUCGUCGUGGGUAAAAACAUAUAUUUGGCGAGAGACAACAACGAAAGAUAUUGUUACUCCUAUUAAGAAGCCUGAAGCAUCUUCUUCCUGGUUACCAUCAUUUAGAUGGAGUUCGGCUUCAUCUAAACAAAUAGAACAACAAACUAAAACAACGGAGACACGCACCUCGUGGAUGCCUUCGCGAUGGUGGGGCCAGUCUCCGUCAAAAGGAACUGAUUCUCAAAUGAAAAAGUCUGAAACGCCCACUUCUUGGGGAUCUACAUUUAGAUGGAGUGCAAAACAAACUGAAAAACCACCUAAAAAGAUUGAGAGCCGUUCCUCUUGGAUGCCUACUAGUUGGUGGGGUCAGACGCCAACAAAAGAAAUUGAUUAUCAACUGAAGAAGUCUGAUACCCCUACUUCUUGGAUGUCUACAUUUAAAUGGAGUCAAAAACAGCCUGAGCUACCACCUAAAAAGAUUGAGAGACGUUCCUCCUGGAUGCCUUCUAAUUGGUGGAGCCAGCCGCCAACAAAAGAAAUUGAUUAUCAACUGAAGAAGUCUGAUACCCCUACUACUUGGAUGUCUACUUUUAAAUGGAGUACAACUUCAUCGAAACAAAUUGAGACUCCACCCAAAAAGACAGAGGCACGUACAUCCUGGAUGCCAUUUCAAUGGUAUAGUUCGACUAUACCCAAAGUAAUUAAACGAAACGAAACGUCUGUGACGCGUUACACUUGGUUACCAUCCUUUAAGUGGAGACAGUCACCAAGCAAAAUUGAAACUACAACUACAAAAACUGAAGUGCGCUCUUCAUGGUUACCUUCUUUUAAUAUGCGCUCUAUAUGGACAACUUACUUUACUAAAUCAACAAUAACAAAAGAAAUUCAAACUCCACCACCAACAACUAAAGCACGUUUCUCCUGGAUGCCUUCUUUUUGGUGGAGUCACAAACCUGCAAAAGAUAUUGAAAUUGAAUUGACACAAAGAGAGCAUGAGUCACGUUCAUCUUGGUUACCCUACUUUAAUUGGCGACGGACGACGACAACCAAACGGACAACAACAAAUAAGAACUCGAAAAAGACUACUACGACUUCUUACUGGUGGCCCAGCUUUACUUGGGGUCAGUCAGCGAUCACAACAACAAAUAACAGACUGUCCGGUGGAAUGCAACAACAGAAGGUUACUGUCACCAUAACUGACGAUGAGGCACGCCAAAUAUUUAAGCGGUCCAAGUUGUACGCGAUACCAACAGAAAUGAAACAGCCGCCAACUUUGAUUAUCUAUUUACGAGAUUUUAUUCGAGGAAAUUCGGACUAAAGAUUUACCAUAAAAUGGUAAUUGUAAUAGUUCAAAAGUUAAGUUGAAAAAAAUGUGUGCAAACAGAAAAA
Molecule: messenger RNA, 3080 nt
Organism: Bactrocera oleae (olive fruit fly)
Lineage: Eukaryota; Metazoa; Arthropoda; Insecta; Diptera; Tephritidae
Source: RefSeq, a predicted model, not a curated record